AUGUCUAAAUUUCACAAUAAAACUAUUGCAAGUGAGUUGCCUAGUCUUCCGCAUACUCCACCAAUACUUGCACUGGCAUCACAUUUAAGCAAUGGCGUCACCCAAGAGACCGAGACCAAUACAGACGAUACUACAUAUGUUGAGUUCCAACUAUCACCACCAAUAAGCACAAACAGUCCUAGAAUAAGUGAGUCUGUACGAGAGCGAGUGUUUUCAAGCUCUAAUAUUAAUCUUAAUGAGAUUGACGAAAUCACGCAACCACAAGAACCAGAAAUCAAAAUUGUAGAAGAAGAGGAGGAUUUCUUUAAUUCAGACUCGACAAACUGGAAGGAAAUGAAAGCAAUUUCGAGCAUGGAUUACUAUAAUGAUAAAGGUGGUUUAGAAUUCACUUCGAAGUCGGGAAAGGAAUUCCUUCAUGGUGAUAAGGAUAUAUUUGGGUAUACUAAAAUUGACACGGAAGAACAAGUCAAUAAAUAUGCCUCGCUAGACAAGAAAACCGACUUUUUAUUCCGAGCCACCCAUUCGCACAGGACCGCUUUGGCCAAGUACGAAGAGGGCGAAGAUGAAAAGACAUAUGACAAUGAUUCAGAAUACGAAGACGAAGAUAAUCUAGAUCUGCAGGAGGCCUUAGACGAUACCAAGAACAUGUUGACUGAUUCACAAAAAUUUGCAUAUAUAGGAAUAACCAAGUUAUUGACAGUAGAUAUGGCUACUGAUUUAGCCAAACUUCAUAUUACUGGUUCUGGAUCCAUAGCCAAGAUACUAAGUGCUGGGCAAAAGAAUUUUUCCAAUUGGACAUUGUAUGUCAUGAGUAAGCUAUAUUCUCAUUUGAAUAUAAGUGACGACGAGCAGAAGAUGAUUGAGAAUUUAAGUAAACACGGAUUGGAAGUUAAUGAUUUGUCCAAUAGUUUACUUGAAGUUGGGAUGAAUGCCAGUGUACAAGCUAAUAAACAGUGCUUGGAGGAAGAUUUCGAUUUAAGAUGGGUUAUUAUUUGUGAUUUGUUCUUGUUGCUUCUUAGUGAUGGAUACUAUGAUGCAAGGUCACGAUCAUUACUAAUUAAAUUCGGUAAAACCAUCGACAUUCCUUAUUUGGAAAUAUACCAAUUUGAAAGACGUCUAAUUGAAUGUUUGGAAAUUGAAACCAAAGAUAGGACAAUUGAGAAUAAGGAAGAAUUACUAAAUGAUCAACUGUUGAUUGAAAAACAAAUCAAAAAGAAUCGAAAUAAACGAUUAGCAUAUAUUGGAUUAGCUACACUUGGUGGAUCAUUGGCCAUUGGGUUAUCAGCUGGGUUAUUGGCUCCUGUUAUAGGUGCAGGUUUGGCAGCCGGGUUGACCACAGUAGGUAUAACAGGUACCAGUGGGUUCCUUGCUGGGAUUGGUGGAAGUGCAAUAAUUACAACCGGUGGUAUUGCCAUUGGUGCAAAGGUGGGUUCUAAAGCAGGUGCUAGAAGAAUCGGGGAUGUUCAUACAUUUGAAUUUAAACCUUUGCAUAAUAAUAAACGAACAAAUUUAAUAAUUACCGUUAGUGGCUGGAUGAAUGGUAAGAUGGAUGAUGUGAGACUUCCAUUUUCUACCGUUGAUCCCGUAAUGGGAGAUAUGUUUUCUUUACUUUGGGAACCAGAAAUGUUGCAAUCUAUGGGACAAACAAUUGGUAUUUUGGCUAGUGAAGCAUUGAGUACUUCAAUUCAACAGAUUUUGGGUGCUACUGUAUUGACUGCAUUGAUGUCAGCAAUUCAAAUUCCUAUGAUCUUAUCUAAGUUGUCUUAUUUAUUAGAUAACCCUUGGAACGUCUCGUUGGAUCGUGCAUGGAAAGCAGGGAAAAUAUUGGCGGAAACACUUAUUGCUGGAAAUGUAGGUGUUAGACCAAUAACCCUAGUUGGGUUCUCCCUUGGUGCUCGUGUGAUUUACUCGUGUUUGAUUGAACUUGCAAGAAGAGGUGGGUAUGGAUUAGUUGAGAAUGUAAUCAUUCUAGGAUCGCCAAUUUCCAUCAAGACUGAUCAAUUAAUCAUGGCAAAAUCGAUAGUGAGUGGAAGAUUCGUUAAUGGAUAUUCCAAAAAGGACUGGAUUCUUGGAUAUCUUUUUAGAGCCACCGGUGGGGGUGUGGGUAAAGUCGCGGGAUUAUCUGCAUUAACACAUGUGUAUGGAGUUGAGAAUAUUGAUUGCACGAGUUUGGUUGAGGGACAUAUGUCUUACAGAAAAGCUAUUCCAAAGAUUUUGAAACUUGUUAAUUGGGAAGUGUUGAGUGAAGAGUUUGCGGAAAUCGAAGAACCUGAUCCAGAGCAAGGGGAACGUCAGCGUCAAUUGAUUCAUGAGUUCGAUGAAGCUAGAGCCAAGAUGGAAAAAGAGAAGCAAGAAGCCGUUGAGCCUAAGGGGUGGAAAAAAUGGUUUAAGCCAAAGAAUAAAGAUUGGUGGGAGAUAUAUGGACAGAAUUCGGCUAACAACAGUAAAGAAGAUGUAAAUAACCUGAAUCCUAAUGAUGAAUACCAAGUUGAGGAAGAUGUUGUGUUCAAUGUUGAUGCAUUGGCUCAGGAAGUAAAUGAGAUAGAAAACUUGGCUCAAAAGGAUAAACAGUCUAUUGAAGAAUUACGCAAAAAUGUUGAAUCAGUGCCGUCUAAAAUCGUCCUUAAUGAAGACAUGGAAUAG
Spathaspora passalidarum NRRL Y-27907 is the source of this 2643-nucleotide messenger RNA. RefSeq lists its product as uncharacterized. The record is from RefSeq and is a predicted model, not a curated record. The transcript has a single exon. Lineage: Eukaryota; Fungi; Ascomycota; Pichiomycetes; Serinales; Debaryomycetaceae. Bases 1 to 2643 code for a protein of 880 amino acids.